AUGGUUAUAAAGAUUGUUCCAGUGGUGAAGAUGAAUAUCAGAAUAAUACUUGCUUAUUAAAUUAUAGUUUUCGAUUAAAAUGUGAUCAAGGAACACGAUGUAUACAUUCAACUGCUAUAGCAAAUAAAUUCAAAGAUUGUAAUGAUGGAAUGGAUGAAACAUAUUUUAUACGUCGGUUAUGUAAUUGGAUAUAUACAGAUGAAUGUCGUAGUUUUCGAAAUGAAUCUCGUCGAUUUAAUUUUACUUUUGAACAACUUUGUAAUGGUUUUACUGAAAUUUCUUCUGAUUUAGAAGGAAAUACCGAUGAAACAGAUUGUCGUAGUGAUGAAUGGAAUUGUGUUAAUUUUCAUACAAAAUGUGAUAAUAUUUGGAAUUGUCCAAAUGGAGAAGAUGAAUUAGGUUGCGGAAAACCAAAUUUAGCUUCACGUCAUUGUAAUAAAACAACACAUUUUUGUUUGGAUAUUCAAAAUGGUUUACCAAUAUGUUUACCUUUAAAUAAAGCUAAUGAUGGUAUUAUUGAUUGUAUUGGUUCAAUAGAUGAACGAUCUUUUUGUCGUUCAAAAUAUCCAUAUGAUUAUGUUCUUCGAUAUCGAUGUUUAAAUUCUGAUAUAUGUAUUUCACCAUUUCAAAUAUGUGAUUGUCAUCAAGAUUGUCCUUUAAAUGAUGAUGAAACAAUAGCAUGUCGAUGGAUGAAUAAUGGACAAACAUCAUUAUGUCACAAACAUGAUUUUCGAUGUAGAAAUGGAAUAGUAUAUAAUUAUACAAAAGGAAGUUUUCGAUGUGAUGGAUCACUUUUUCAUUGUAAAGAUGGAGAAGAUGAACUUUUUUGUGAUUUAAUUGAAUAUCAUCCUGGUACUCGAGUAAAUUCUUUAGAUAUGAAUAAUUAUCCAUUACAGAAACAAAUUAAACAACAAAGAUCAUAUAUUGAUCAUAUGAUUAUAUGGUAUUGUAAUCGUGGUUUAUAUGUUCGUUCAUUGGAAAGUACAUCUGGAUUCGUUUGUUUAUGUCCAAUUUAUUAUUAUGGUGAUCGAUGUCAAUAUCAACGUAAACGAAUAACUACUAUAUUUCAUAUUGAAUUAACAGGUUCAUUUAAUCGAAAUUUUCCUACAAUGAAAUUUCUUGUUUUAUUAAUACGUGAAAAUGAAAAACGAAUAAUAUUAUCACAUGAACAAUUUCUUUAUACACCACUUGAAUAUUGUUCACCAAAAUAUAUAAUACAUUUAGUUUAUCCCAUAAAUGAUUCAUUAUCUUUAUAUUCAAAUGAUUCAAUUGAAGUUCUUAUGUUUACUAGUUCAAUUGUUGAACAUCAUUCAACAUGGAUAUUUAAAAUUCCAUUUCAUUUUUUACCUGUACAACAUAUAGUUAAACGAUUAUUUAUUUCUAAUAUUGAUACUUUUGAUAAUUCAAUUGAAAGAAUAAUUAAUAAAAAGAAUUCAAGUUCAUGUUCAUUGGAUUCAUUUUAUAUUGGUUAUGAUAUAAAUCUUAAUCGAGAUAUUUGUGUAUGUCCAUUAAAUCGUAUUGGUUCUCGUUGUUUAAUUCCAUUUAAUCCAUGUACGAAUUGGAGUUGUAAUUAUCAUGGACAAUGUUAUCCGAAUGAUGAACGUGCUCAUCCAAAUUCUCAAUUUCGAUGUAUUUGUGAUUUAGAAUGGUAUGGAAAACGAUGCGAAAAUAAAAAAUUUCGCUUUGAUAUUUCAUUUACUGAUUCGAAAAUGAUUUCAUCAUCUACUAUUGCACUUAUUCAUUUAAUUAUCCCAUCAACAUUUCGUGAAGAAACAUAUCUAACAUCGUUCUAUCGUUUCCAUAAAGAAAUAUUAAAUUUAACAUUUUUCCUUGAAUUAACAUUCGAUAGUUCUGAUUCUUCUGGAUUAAUUUCUUUUAUUCAAUUAUUUAAAGAUCUUAAUCAUGGUAGUUAUUAUUUAUUAAAUUUUAUUACACAAGUUAAUGAAUCAUUAAGUGAAAUGAAUGUUAUUGUUGAUCCAAAGAAUAGAUGUCGAUCAGUUGAAGAAUUAUUGAAUAAAACGAUUCUUUCUCAACCCUAUUUACGUCGUGUUAAAUAUUAUCAACAAAUAUGUUUGAAAAAAAAAUUAAUUGAAAAAUUUCAAUGUUUUUAUGAUGAACAAUUAAUGUGUUUAUGUGAUAAAACAAAUCAUGCUUAUUGUUUUAAUAUAAAUUCAACGUAUAGCGGAUGUCCAUGGAAUAAAUGUAGUGAAAGAGGAAUUUGUAUAAAAGAUCAUGAAUUAUGUCCAAAAAAUUCAUUUUGUCUUUGUAAUUCAUGUAGUUAUGGAUCAGUUUGUCAAUUCGCAACUGAAGAUUAUAUGCUUUCUCUUGAUGCUAUUAUUGGAUCUCAUAUAAAACCAAAGAUUACAAAUCUAUAUUAUCAAACAACUACUAUUCAAAUAACUUUUAUAGUUAUAAUUAUUUUAGGUUUUAUUGGAAUAAUCUUAAAUAUAUUAUCAAUUGGAACAUUUAAUAAUCGAACUACACAAGAAGUUGGUUCUGCAUUUUAUUUAUUAACAUCAGCAUUUCUUGGUCUUUUUACAAUUAUUUUAUUAAUGUGUAAAAUGGUUUUAUUAUUAUUUGAUAAACAAAAUAAUUUAAGUUGUUCAUUGAUUGAAUUUUCAUUUAAAUGGUUUUUAACAAGUUGUGAAUGGUUAAAUUCGUGUGUUGCCAUUGAACGAUGUACAGCAUUAUUAUAUAAAACUCAUUUUUCUCGAUCGAAAAGUAAAUAUAUAUCGAAAUGUUUAAUUCCUAGUGUAAUUAUUUUCGUUGGUAUAAUAUCAUUACCAGAAAUAUUCUUUCGUCGAAUGAUAAUUGAUGAAGAAGAUAAACGAAAUUGGUGUGUUUUUACUCUUAAUAAUGAUAGUCGACCAAAGAUUUUUCAAUGUUAUAUUGCAUCAAAUUUAUUUCUAUUCUUCGUACCAAUAAUUAUUAAUUUAGUAAGUAGUAUUAUUAUUAUUCGAGAAACUUUUAAAUUAAAACAAAGAGCAAAAUGGAAUUUUAAUAGAAACAUUAAUCAAGCACAUCAAUGGAGUAUACGAUUGAUUUUUAUUAAAAAACAAAUUAUGAAACACAAACAUAUUCUUUUAGGUCCUCUUCUACUUGCUAUUCUUUCAUUUCCUCGAAUUUUAUUUCUUUUUACAUUUGUAUGUAAAAAACUUGAUCAUCGGCCAUUUUUAAGUUUAUUUGCUUAUUUAAUUGGUUUUAUUCCUUCAAUGACAAUUUUAUUUCUGUUUAUUUUACCUUCAACUGUGUAUCGGUUAGCUUUACGUUCGUUGAUAAAACGAAUUUUUUACAAUCGUAUUCUAAACUAA
This is a messenger RNA of Adineta steineri, 3311 nucleotides long. The record is from the annotation of a GenBank genome assembly. Lineage: Eukaryota; Metazoa; Rotifera; Eurotatoria; Adinetida; Adinetidae.